GAGUAUUUACGGAAGUAAGCGGAUCAUUAGAUCGAGUCUGUUGUGUUUUUGGUGAACGGGGCAUGACAUAGUAUUUAUCCUUUCACAUUGUGAUUGUAUGUCUUUAAUAAUCAGAGAAGCAGGUUUUAUUUUUUUUUUUUUUUUGUUCUGCUGCUGCUGAGCUGCCGCAGGACAGACCACGGCUGCUUCUGGGUGGUUUAGGAAUAACCGCAGCACGAUGAAGGUCCUCUCGUAGUUAGUGUGUUUAAAUCCUGUAAGGGUUACACUGGCUCUGCACUCACUGGAGACCUUCAUCUUGUGUCGCUGUCUCCGGAGGCCUUAACUGGGUGGAAAGUGCGGCUGACGGUCGGGUGUUGGCACCAUGGGAGCCGAGCAGAGUGGAGAUGCGGAACAUAAACACUCCGAUUACAGCUCAUCUGCGGUGCCGUCCCCGGCGAGGCAGAAGGCAAAGAUGGAUGACAUUGUGGUCGUGGCCCCGGGGACUCAGUCCAUGAGGAAUAUCCACAACGACCCCGAUGUGAUCAAGCUCCAAGAGAUCCCUACGUUUCAGCCGCUUCUUAAAGGAGUGCUGAGCGGUCAGACGUCCCCAAGCAGCGUGUGCCUGGAGAGGCUGGACCCCGCUCAGGUUCUGCAGCUCUGCAUCCGAUACCAGGACCACCUGCACCAGUGUGCUGAAGCCGUGGCCUUCGACCAGAACGCUCUUGUUAAGAGGAUCAAAGAGAUGGACCUGUCAGUGGAGGCCUUGUUCAGCAUAAUGCAGGAGCGCCAGAAACGCUACGCCAAGUACGCCGAGCAGAUCCAGAAGGUCAACGAGAUGUCUAUGAUCCUGCGCCGCAUCCAGAUGGGGAUAGACCAGACGGUGCCCCUGAUGGAGCGCCUCAACAACUUGCUGCCGGAGAGCGAGCGCCUGGAGCCCUUCAGCAUGAGGCCGGACGGGGAACCCUCUGCCAAGUAGCCAGCCCAGAUGAACCGGGCUGCCUCAGGGCGCCGCGGGGCAGGUGCUGUCAUCAGCUCCCCAGAGAGGGAAAUUCUGUUCAGUGCCGGAUGUUUUGUGGAACUAGUAGCAGUGACUGGCAGCUGCAUGUUUGUCCACACCAGUUCUAACCUGCUGGAGAGGAGAGACACGGAGAAGGAGCGGUCAGGUUUUAGAGCUUCCUCUUGGAAAUAAAAUCAUGUUGGUGUAGUUGUACUGGAGAUUUGGGGACAACUACCAAAAAAAAAAAAAAAAAAAAAAAAAAAAAACUGCCGAAGGACUGCAGAAGAACUUUUUUUUUUUUUUUCGGAUCAUUCGUCUCACCUCACCAACCCUGGCUGAAAUCUCUGACUGCUCCGACUGGUGUUACAUUCUGAACAUCAUAAUCAAGGCUGUAGAUGGGAGAGAAGUGAGAAUGCUGGUGUUGGACACAAACCACAAGUGAAAGAGGAAACGUUUGCUUGCAGAGCAAUCAGUCCAGCUUUUCAUGAAGGGUUUUAGAUGAAAUGCUUUGCUCUCUGAACCAUUAAAGGUAAUAAUCAUGGAUU
Fundulus heteroclitus (mummichog) is the source of this 1521-nucleotide messenger RNA. RefSeq names its product BLOC-1 related complex subunit 5 (gene borcs5). The coding region runs from base 362 to 955 and encodes 197 amino acids. Gene Ontology annotation, biological process: lysosome localization; positive regulation of anterograde synaptic vesicle transport; organelle transport along microtubule. The transcript has 4 exons. NCBI's taxonomy places the organism in Eukaryota, Metazoa, Chordata, Actinopteri, Cyprinodontiformes, Fundulidae. The record is from RefSeq and is a predicted model, not a curated record. Gene Ontology annotation, cellular component: synaptic vesicle membrane; cytoplasmic side of lysosomal membrane; BORC complex.